Messenger RNA from Trichoplax adhaerens, 2391 nucleotides. RefSeq lists its product as uncharacterized. Lineage: Eukaryota; Metazoa; Placozoa; Uniplacotomia; Trichoplacea; Trichoplacidae. The record is from RefSeq and is a predicted model, not a curated record. Gene Ontology annotation, molecular function: structural constituent of ribosome; mRNA binding. The transcript is spliced from 19 exons. Gene Ontology annotation, biological process: nucleobase-containing compound metabolic process; translation. Bases 1 to 2391 code for a protein of 796 amino acids.
AUGGCAAGUCAAAGACACGAUCAAUCAUUGCAAGCAUUUUAUAUCAAGCGAUUAGCUCAACGUUAUCAAGCCAAUGAAGUCGCAGUCAAGAACGCAAUCGCUCUAUUACGAGAAGGAAAUACUGUGCCAUUUAUCGUUCGUUACAAGAGUAGCAUGAUCCAAGGAAUUAAUGAUAUAAAUAUUCAGCAAAUUCGAAAUGACUACGAAGACUUCAUAUUACUUCAAGAAGAAAGCAAGAAACUAAAGACAAGGCUGCAAAAAAGCGGUGCUUUAACUUUACAGCUAGAGCAAGAGCUCGAUCGCGCUGAGUCUGUGGAAGAAAUUAAAGAAUUGGCUAAACAGUUUAAAACAACUCCCACUGGAUCAUUAGCCGAUAGAGCUAAAAAACUUGGUCUGGAUAAGUUAGCCACUUUAUUACUUGAAAAUAAAAUUGAUCAAGUGAAUUUUAAAUCGUGGAUCAAAAGAGAUACUCAAGGUCUAGCAUCAAUCGAAGAGAUCCAGAAUGGUGUCAAACACAUCUUAGCUAAUGUAAUCGCCAAGAAUUCUAAUUGCAGAAGUUACGUCGGCAAACUAUUUAAAAAUGCUGAGAUCACUUCAUUCCUAUCGUCAACAACAAUCAAGCAGCAAAUGCAUAAUCCCUCAUUCGAUAAUGUUUUGGAGAGAUAUUCUAACUUUCAAAGAAAAGUUACACAUGUUCUACCUCAUCAGGUGUUGGCUCUGAAUCGUGGUGAACGAGAGAAAAUCCUAACUGUGAAAAUAAAAGCUGAUUUCAAAGCUCAGGAAAAGUUCUGCACAUGGGCAAGAAAUGAAAUAUUCCCAUUUGUCCCGAAAAGAAAAGAUGUUGAACGCAUAUUUAAUGAAGCAACAAAGGAUGCAUUUGUUCGAUUGCUACAACCUGCUGAAGAAAGACGGAUUCGUGUUGUUAUUGCUAGACGUAAUCUGACAUGUCAAGCCCAAAAAGCGGCUGUGAGUAUUUUUACUCAAAAUUUGCGUCGGAUGUUGUUGACUCCGUCAGUAAGCGGAAAAGUCAUCUUGGGAAUAGAUCCUGGAUAUAAAAAUGGUUGCAAAUUAGCUAUAAUUGAUAAAUUAGGCGUAAUUACAGGUGAAGUAUUGCACGCUACUAUAAUCUAUAUACAUGAUGCAAGAAUCAGCGAAGCUGAGGCAACUCUAGUCAACCUUGUCCAAGGAUUCAAGUGUUCGCUUAUAGCAAUUGGUAACGGUUGUGCGUGCCGCGAUGUGGAAACUCUACUCAGUAACUUGACCUCAAGGAGAGCUUUCAAUUUUCAAAAGGUCAAGUACUGUAAAAUGUCUUUCAGCUUUGUCAACGAAUCUGGGAGCUCUUGGUAUAGUAUAUCGGAACUUGGCAGAGCGGAACUGCCGAAGUUAAUGCCAAACUUAAGGAGUGCCGUUUCUAUCGCUAGAAGAUUGCAAAACCCACUUGCUGAGAUGACAAAAGUAGAGCCAAAACAUUUGGGUGUUGGUAUGUAUCAGCAUGAUAUUCCUGAUAAGUUACUGGAAAAAGCGGUAAAAGGUGUCUUAGAGGCGUGCGUUAGUUUUGUUGGAAUCGAUUGUAAUACUGCCGACGUGACAAUGCUACAGCACGUUGCCGGUCUCAAUCUUAAGUGUGCAAAAGCUAUAGUUGAAUAUAGAAAAGAGAAUGGUCCGCUAUGCAACCGUGAACAGUUAAAGAAAAUAAAAGGAAUUGGACCGAAAACUUUUGAACAAUGUGCUGGCUUUCUACGAAUUAAUCCUGCUUCCUAUGAGGAAAACUUGAGCAACUACACGAGCCUGACGGUAUCAACAAGUUCUGGGAAAAGGAAGAUAUCCACUGAUAGUAGUAUCGUUGCAAGAAAGAAACAGAGAAUAAUAGCAGAAUCUAACAAGCUAGAUAUGACGAUAAUUCAUCCCGACAAUUAUCCUUCAGCACUGAAAUUUCUCCGGUACUUAGGAGCUACAAUGGAUGACAUAGGCGACCAAAAACUGAUUGAAAAAGUUACGCUACAGCUCAAUAUUCCAGGAUUUGAAGCUUUGCAAAAAUGUCUAGGGAUUGAUUCUGACGUAUUUAAAAAUUUAUGCGAUGCAUUGCAACAGAACCUUGAUUUUGAUAUUAGAUCCGAUUAUGAUGAACCUGUAUUCCGAAGUAGCAUUAUUUCAUUGCAGUCAAUUGUAAAUGGCACAAUUUUGACCGGUUGCGUCAGAAAUGUGACUACUUUCGGUAUAUUUGUGGAUUGUGGACUAGGAACAGACGGCAUGAUUCGGAUUGGUGAGGAAGUGAUAACUCAAUCUGAAAGCGAAAAACGCCCAUUGGGUCCAGGAGAUAGAGUAAAGGUAAAGGUUAAGCGUGUGAGCGGUGUAAAUAACAAGAGAAUCUUACUAGAAUUAGCACAGUAA